Thamnophis elegans (Western terrestrial garter snake) is the source of this 2580-nucleotide messenger RNA. RefSeq names its product solute carrier family 15 member 1 (gene SLC15A1). Gene Ontology annotation, cellular component: membrane. The transcript is spliced from 23 exons. NCBI's taxonomy places the organism in Eukaryota, Metazoa, Chordata, Lepidosauria, Squamata, Natricidae. Bases 1 to 2223 code for a protein of 740 amino acids. Gene Ontology annotation, biological process: transmembrane transport; oligopeptide transport. The record is from RefSeq and is a predicted model, not a curated record. Gene Ontology annotation, molecular function: dipeptide transmembrane transporter activity.
AUGCCAAGGAAGGUAAAGGAAAACAUAGGCAUAUUAGUAAAUGUAGUAAAACAGUUAUAUAGUUUUAUAAACAUUGCUGUUAAUUUUGUUAUUGUUUUUGUCUUAUCUAAGGCUGGCUGCUUUGGCUACCCACUUAGUAUUUUCUUCAUAGUCAUCAAUGAAUUCUGUGAAAGAUUCUCCUACUAUGGAAUGCGAGCUGUGCUUGUCCUCUAUUUCAAGUUUUUUCUCCACUGGGAUGAUAAUCUGUCUACUGCUAUUUACCACACAUUUGUUGCUCUCUGCUAUCUAACGCCUAUCCUUGGAGCACUCGUAGCUGACUCCUGGCUGGGAAAGUUCAAGACCAUUAUUUCCUUGUCCAUUGUGUACACAGUUGGGCAAGCUGUCUUGUCGAUAAGUUCCAUAAAUGACUUGAUGGAUGGAAAUCACGAUGGUGUUCCAGAUGACAUUAACAUUCCCAUAGCCUUCUCUAUGAUCGGUUUGGUCCUUAUUGCUCUGGGAACUGGUGGGAUCAAACCAUGUGUUGCAGCCUUUGGGGGAGAUCAGUUUGAAGAAGACCAGGAAAAACAAAGAAGCAGGUUCUUCUCUAUAUUUUAUCUUUCUAUUAAUGCUGGAAGCCUUCUUUCUACUAUCAUCACCCCACUACUUAGAGGAGUGGAAUGUGGAGUUCAUGACAAACAACAAUGUUAUCCUCUGGCAUUUGGCGUUCCUGCUGUCCUAAUGGCUGUUGCACUGUUUGUGUUCAUAGCCGGAAGCAAAAUGUACAAGAAAGUGAAACCGCAAGGCAACAUCAUGGUCCAAGUCGGUAAAUGCAUUUCGUUUGCUAUUCAAAAUAGAUUUAAACAUCGCAGCAAACAAUUUCCCAAGAGAGAACACUGGUUGGACUGGGCUACUGAAAAGUAUGAUAAACGACUUAUUACUGAAGUUAAGAUGGUCUUGAAAGUUUUGUUCUUGUAUAUUCCUCUUCCUAUGUUUUGGGCCCUUUUUGAUCAGCAGGGAUCUCGAUGGACAUUGCAAGCCACAACUAUGGAUGGAAAUUUUGGUGGUAUUCCAAUUCAGCCAGACCAGAUGCAGACUGUAAACCCAAUUCUCAUUGUAAUCAUGGUCCCCAUUGUAGAUGCUGUUAUUUACCCUUUAAUUAAAAAGUGUCACAUAAAUUUCACGCCUCUGAGAAAGAUGACAGUUGGCAUGUUACUGGCAGCUUUGGCUUUUGUUGUUGCUGCUCUGGUACAAGUUCAAAUUGAUCAAACUCUUCCAGUCUUUCCUUCAGAAAACCAGUUUCAAGUCAAAGUAAUAAAUUUGGGAGACACUAAUGCAACAAUUGCUACUGCUGGACAGCGCAUUCCCUUGAGUCAAUUUAAUGCGACGGAAUAUAUGACAUAUGAAAUGAAGAAACCAAACAAUAUUGAUAUAUCAUAUCUAAAUAACACUCUAACAAAAGAACUGAAAAAUUUGGGGAAACAACGCCAUACUCUUGUAAUAAAAAAUAAGCCCCAAAUUGAAACAAAGCUGGUUAUAGAUGGCAUCACGGAAAAACCAGAACAAGGCAAUAAUAUGAUCAGAUUUAUAAACAGUUUGGAUUCAGUCAUUAAUAUCACUCUGGGUGAUGUGGCCUUUGGAGAACUGACGAAUUUCUCAGUCACCAACUACACUGCUUUUCCAAGUGGAUCAAAAAAUAUUACUGUUAACAUUCAUAAUAAAGAGUGUAAAGUUCCAUCCAUGGUAUUUGGUUAUGGCAGUGCUUACACUAUUAUAGUCACAGGGUGUACUGGCACGAACCUAACCGUUAAAUACAUUGAAGAUAUUCAAGCCAACACAAUCAGUAUGGCAUGGCAAAUCCCCCAGUAUUUCAUUAUUACUUGUGCUGAAGUUGUCUUCUCAGUGACUGGACUUGAAUUUUCAUAUUCACAGGCACCUACCAACAUGAAGUCUGUGCUGCAAGCUGGCUGGCUACUGACUGUGGCCUUUGGCAAUAUCAUUGUUCUUAUUAUAGCUGGUGCUUCAAAACUCGAUGAACAGUGGGCAGAAUAUGUUCUCUUUGCAGCAUUGUUGUUUGCAGUUACUAUAAUUUUUGCUAUUAUGGCCUAUUUUUACACCUAUGUGGAUCCAGCUGAGGUUGAAGCGCAGUUUGCAGAAGAGGAGAAGAAGAAAGAAAAAGAUCAACUGGAAAAAGAGAAACACGUAUAUGAAAAUGAAGUUGGAUCUGAGCAACAAACUCCGAUGUGAAAAUGUUUGAAAUCAGAAUAAGAAUGUAAAUUAGCACGCAAAACAUUGCACCUGAAGGUUGAGAUUCAUAAGGGACAAGCUGGAUAAGCUGUCUUAUUGAACAGGAAAGAGUACCAUAAAAUGAACACCCGUGCCUGUGGCUGAAGAUUAAGAAUUCAGUUCUCCUGUGAAGAACAGACAUUUUUAUUUUCUUAGUCAGCAGAAGGCUGCAUUUAGAUAAAAUCUGAAUCUAGUUGCACUUGGCCAUUGUGAAAAGACAUUCAGAGUAUUAUUUUUAUACAAAACUACUUUAAUUUUAUAUGGGAGAAAGUAAAUACUCUUAGCAAAUAGACAUUUAUGUCUCCUGCUAUACAUGGG